UUUUCUUUAAGAUAUUUUUACGUUGUUAUUUAUGUACACAUUUGGUGACAGUUUCGUAUGAUGACGAAAUUAACUCAUCGUCGUCUGUUAUUUGGUUAUAUUUUUAUUUAGUUAAAAUUUGUGACUAGUUUUUGUAUUUUUCAUUUAAGAAAAAGCAGAACAUCGGCGGCUAAUCAUUUUCUGCUGCAUACAUGUUCAGUCUUUUUUGAGCAACUUUGUCCACAUCACGAAACUUCCUGUAAAUAAUUAAAUGACAUACAUCUUUUGUUUUGAACUGAAAUGGCAAAAGAAUCAAGUAAUUGGGAAGAAUUAAGGAGACAAGCUCGACAAUUGGAAAAUGAAAUAGAUCUAAAACUGGUGUCUUUUAGUAAGCUGGGUACUAGCUAUGGAAGUCAAGAUUAUCGAAAUGAAAACAGUGACACUGUGCCAUUACUCAGUAGCUCUAACAGCGAGCAUAUGUUUGAAACAAUGGCAUUGGAAAUUGAACAGUUGCUCUCUAAACUUACAGAUGUUAACGAUAAAAUGAUAAGUUAUUGUCAGACACAAACAGCUCCAGGUGCAACAGUAUCACACACUCUGCAACGGCACAGAGAUAUAUUACAAGAUUGUACUCAUGAAUUCCAAAAGACCAAAGCAAAUAUUCAAGCCAGGAAAGAGAGAGAACAACUGCUAAGCUCAGUUCGAAAAGAUAUUGAUGCCUAUAAAAGUUCAUCUGGUUUGAACAGGAGGACUGAUUUGUAUCUCAAGGAACAUGAACACAUUAGAAAUUCCGAGAAAAUGGUGGAUGAUCAAAUAAGCAUUGCAGUGAAAACCAAAGAAGAGCUUAUGAGUCAGAGAAUUGCAAUGAAAGCUAUACAAACUAAAAUGACAACUUUAGUUAAUCGUUUUCCAGUUAUUAAUAGCAUCAUACAGAGAAUCAAUUUAAGGAAGCGAAGAGAUUCCAUUAUAUUGGCUAUAGUCAUAAGUAUUUGUUUGAUUUUAUUCAUAAUCUAUACAUUUCAUUGAUGUCAUUGGAAAUGGAGAAUUAAUUGUAUCAAUUGAAAUGUUUGUCUUAAAGAGUUUAAUGUUGUAUGUUUCUAUUCUCUUUUAACUGUCUUACCAAGAAAUAUGAAAAUAAAGUGAA
This is a messenger RNA of Uloborus diversus, 1123 nucleotides long. RefSeq names its product Golgi SNAP receptor complex member 1-like (gene Gos28). The transcript has 8 exons. Gene Ontology annotation, molecular function: SNAP receptor activity. The record is from RefSeq and is a predicted model, not a curated record. Gene Ontology annotation, biological process: endoplasmic reticulum to Golgi vesicle-mediated transport; vesicle fusion. NCBI's taxonomy places the organism in Eukaryota, Metazoa, Arthropoda, Arachnida, Araneae, Uloboridae. The coding region runs from base 280 to 1005 and encodes 241 amino acids. Gene Ontology annotation, cellular component: Golgi membrane; Golgi medial cisterna; SNARE complex.